AUGGCAUCGAAGCUUCCCUCGAACAUUGACCGCGCACGUCUGGUUCAUAAUCUUACCCGUGCUUAUGGUCUUCUUGGUUCUGGGAAGAUCGAGAUUAUUGAGCCGAGAGCGGCGGAGGAGGGGGAGAUUGGGGUUUAUCAUGACGAGGGGAUGGUCAGGUAUUUGUUGCAUGGGGAGGUGGAGGGCGAGGAGGAGAGCAGUGGGAGUGAGGGAGAGAGGGAGGAGGAAAGAGAUGGAGGUGGAGGGAGGAAGAUGGAGAAGGGUGAGAGGUAUGGGUUGAUGUAUGAUUGUCCGGAGUUCGAAGGGAUGGGGGAGUAUGUCCGGUAUGUAGCAGGUACGUCGAUUGAGGCAGCAACCAGACUCCUGACCCAGGAACUCACACACGCAAUCCACUGGGACGGCGGACGACACCACGCACGCCGUGCUUCCGCCGCUGGGUUCUGUUAUGUCAAUGACGCCGUCCUCGCAAUUCUUAAGCUGCGUACGCAGUUUGAUAGGGUGUUGUAUAUCGACGUGGAUUUACACCACGGCGACGGCGUCGAGCAAGCAUUCAUCCGGUCAGACCGAGUCUGUACCGUCUCUUUCCACCGAUACGAUCCCGGCUUCUAUCCCGGUACAGGUAGUGUCCGGGACUGUGGAAAAGGCAAGGGAGCGGGAUACGCGAUUAACGUACCACUGAAACGUGGGCUUGGAGGCGCGAUGUUGGGGAAAUGCUGGGAUGAAGUCGUGGAAAAGAUCGUGGAGGUUUGGAGGCCGGGAGCUGUGGUGGUGUGUUGUGGGGUUGAUGGGAUGACGAGGGAUAGGCAUAAAAUGUGGAAUCUCGCACCGGAGGAUUACGCAGAUUGCGUCCGAAAGGUUCUUGAGUGGGACAUACCGACGCUUUUCUUGGGCGGUGGGGGGUAUAACCAUGCGGACGCAGCACGGUGUUGGACAUAUCUCACGAGUGUGAUCGUGGGCUCGGGAGUGGAGUUGGAGUUGAGCAGAGAGAUACCGGAGGAGCUUGAGGCUGUGGAUUACGAUGCUUUUGGGCCAGAUUAUGAGUUGAGCGUUGAGAGGGGCCAGCAGGGUGAUGAGAAUACGGAGGAGAGUUUGGGGGAGGUGGUGGGGAGUUUGAGGGAGUAUAUUGAAAAGAUGAGGGCUUGA
Saitoella complicata NRRL Y-17804 is the source of this 1143-nucleotide messenger RNA. RefSeq names its product histone deacetylase 8. The record is from RefSeq and is a predicted model, not a curated record. The coding region runs from base 1 to 1143 and encodes 380 amino acids. Lineage: Eukaryota; Fungi; Ascomycota; Saitoellomycetes; Saitoellales; Saitoellaceae. The transcript is spliced from 2 exons. Gene Ontology annotation, molecular function: histone deacetylase activity.